Messenger RNA from Pediculus humanus corporis (human body louse), 819 nucleotides. Its product is annotated as vacuolar sorting protein SNF8, putative. Bases 1 to 819 code for a protein of 272 amino acids. NCBI's taxonomy places the organism in Eukaryota, Metazoa, Arthropoda, Insecta, Psocodea, Pediculidae. The record is from RefSeq and is a predicted model, not a curated record. The transcript has 2 exons. Gene Ontology annotation, cellular component: ESCRT II complex. Gene Ontology annotation, biological process: protein transport to vacuole involved in ubiquitin-dependent protein catabolic process via the multivesicular body sorting pathway.
AUGAGAAGAAGAGCGGGUAUAGCAGCGAUUCAAAAAAAAAAUUUAGAACAGGAAAAAUACAGGGACAAAGGAACCGAAAUCCAAGAAAAUCAAUUAGAACAAAUGACUAAACAAAUGGAAGUUUUCAGGGUUAACCUAGAAGAAUUUGCAAGGAAACAUAAAAAUGAUAUCAAAUCUAAUCCUCAAUUUAGAAAACAAUUUCAAGAUAUGUGUGCUGCGAUAGGUGUAGAUCCAUUAACGAGCGUCAAAGGAUUUUGGUCUGUUCUCGGAAUAGGAGAUUUUUACUACGAACUCGCCGUUCAAAUAAUAGAAGUUUGUUUAGCCACCAGUUCUAGAAAUGGAGGAUUGAUUGGAUUAGAAGAAUUGCGUAGGAGAUUAAUUAAAGCGAGAGGAAAAAGAAAAGAACAUCAAGAAAUUACGGUCGAUGAUCUUUUAAGAGCUGCUAAAAAACUUAAAGUUUUCGGAAGUGGUUUUUCUGUUAUUCCAAUAUCAAAGGGUCAGUAUUUAGUUCAAUCAGUUCCUGGUGAAUUAUCAAUGGAUCACACUGCUGUUCUUCAUGCUGCUUCGACAAAUGAUAAAGCCUAUGUAUCAAUCAGUAAUUUACAACAUGUUUUAAGGUGGGAAAAAGAAAGAGCACAAAAGGCAGUUGAUUAUAUGAUAAAAUUAGGUUUGGCAUGGAUCGACAAACAAAAUGUCGAAGAACCCCUGUAUUGGUUUCCAAGCUUAUUCGAAGGUUUAAAGACUCACACAACAGCAACAACAGCAACCGAAACUUUAAAAAACAUUUUAAUAAUAAAAAGAAAUCUGAUGAACCGGUAA